UGGCGAGAUGGGGAAGAUGGCGGCGGCGCUGGGCUCUGUGGCUACGCUGGCGACGGAGCCAGGGGAGGACGCCUUUCGGAAGCUUUUCCGCUUCUACCGGCAGAGCCGCCCCGGGACCGCUGACCUGGGAGGGGUCAUCGACUUCUCGGCGGACCACGCAGCCCACGGCACGGGGCCCGGUGCUCACAAGGUGGUCAGAUCUCAGCUAAGUGUGUCUUCAGUCAGUGACCACAAUGCACAGAGAGCAGGACUUCAGCCAGUCAGCAAGUGGCGAGCUUAUGGACUUGAAGACUAUCCUGGAUUUAUUUUCAUCCCAAAUCCCUUCCUCCCAGGUUACCAGUGGCACUGGGUGAAGCAGUGCCUUAAGUUAUAUUCCCAGAAACCUAAUGUAUGUAACCUGGACAAACACAUGACUAAAGAAGAGACCCAAGAUCUCUGGGAACAGAGCAAAGAGUUUCUAAGAUAUAAAGAAGUGGAUAAACGGAGACCACGAAGCUUACUAGAGAAACUGCGAUGGGUGACCCUAGGCUACCAUUAUAACUGGGACAGUAAGAAAUACUCAGCAGAUCAUUAUACACCUUUCCCUUCUGACCUGGCUUUCCUCUCAGAGCAAGUAGCUGCUGCCUGUGGAUUUCAGGGUUUCCGAGCCGAAGCAGGUAUCCUGAAUUACUACCGAUUAGAUUCUACGCUGGGCAUUCACGUAGAUAAGUCUGAACUUGAUCACUCCAAACCCCUGCUGUCAUUCAGCUUCGGACAGUCGGCCAUCUUUCUCUUGGGUGGCCUCAAAAGAGAUGAAGCCCCCACAGCCAUGUUUAUGCACAGUGGUGACAUCAUGGUAAUGUCAGGUUUCAGUCGCCUGUUGAACCAUGCAGUUCCAAAGGUCCUUCCAAGUUCCAAGGGAGAAAGCCUGCCUUGCUGCCUGGAAACACCUCCCCCAGCCGUGGUCCCAAGAGAAUCGGUGGUGGAGUGCUGUUCCGUGGAGGACUGGCAGGUGUGUGCCAGCUACUUGAAAACUGCUCGUGUUAACAUGACUGUCCGGCAGGUGCUGGCCACGGACCAGGACUUCCCCUUGGAAUCCACGGAGGAGAGUAAAAGAGACAUCACCACUGAAGGUUUCUGCCACCUGGAUGACGAGAAGAGCCGAGUGAAACGAGCUAGGUUAAACCCUGACAGCUGAGGCUUGGAGAGCCCGUUCCUUUCACUUAGGCAGGCCUUACAGUAAAUGACCAUGCUGUUUCAUAUUGCUGUUGACUUGAGCACCAAGAGAAGCCACAAACAGAGACAGGGAAAGACUCAUCAUUGAUCACACUGUUGCCUUGGAACCCAUUCGGAAAAGUAAACUGGAAAAGAGUAAACUGACUUAUCACAUACAUUAAUGCCUGACCAGGGCUGGACCAGACAAGUGUUUGACAUGGUCCAGUCCUGCUUAGGUAGUAUUGCACGUGAGAAAUCCAAGGACAUGUAACGUUCUGCAACAGCCUUCUCAGCCUCUGCCAUUACCUCUGUGGGAAGUAGAGUGAGUUUCCAUGUCUAUACCUCAGAUUUUAUUAAUGGGAAACAUGAUAGCCCUCCCACCACCCUGUCUAGUGACUUCGUGAUAAAAUUGCAGUUCCAUGAACCAACCAUUAGUCUCACUUAUUCAUUCUUCCAAUUAACAUCAAAUCUUUUGAUCUUCCAUCCUUCCUGGCCUUCCCAGAAGAAUCCUAUAACCAUUAUGACAACAGAAAUAGAAAUCUCACCCCUAGAAAAGAACUUAAUCACAGCCAUGUCUCUUUCCUAAAAGGUAAAUAUUUAUAAGCCCAAGAAGAGGGAGUAGCUUCUCCAGAUACCUUUUAGGUCCCCAAACUAUUGGCUUUUUAAUGCAGUUUUAACUGUUGGACUAAAAAUGUCCCAGGAAUGUUCUGUAACUGUUUUCUCCAUGAAUAAACUUACUUGACUUUAAAUUAAAGAUCUGUAUCUGUCUUUGAGGGUUAAUGUAUCUGGGAGUGGUUUUUUUCCUAUUCCUGCUUACUGUAGUAUUCUUGCUUUUUAUCCUCUAGCCAGUGCUACCCUGCACCAUGCUGCUCUGCCCUAAGUAUUCUUUGUGGCUGUCUCAGAGGAGAGAACAUUCUU
Pteronotus mesoamericanus is the source of this 2112-nucleotide messenger RNA. It is a transcript of the gene ALKBH1, whose product is annotated as alkB homolog 1, histone H2A dioxygenase. The transcript is spliced from 6 exons. The record is from RefSeq and is a predicted model, not a curated record. NCBI's taxonomy places the organism in Eukaryota, Metazoa, Chordata, Mammalia, Chiroptera, Mormoopidae. Gene Ontology annotation, biological process: oxidative RNA demethylation. Gene Ontology annotation, cellular component: cytoplasm; nucleus. Gene Ontology annotation, molecular function: broad specificity oxidative DNA demethylase activity; oxidative RNA demethylase activity; ferrous iron binding. Bases 8 to 1177 code for a protein of 389 amino acids.